AUGAAUAAAUGCGGUCAAACACAAAUUUUUGGACAUGCAGCCCUGAAGAACACCAUGAUAGCUUCAGUGCCGUCGAAGCGUGCACGACCCGAGCGCCACAAGGAAAGUCGCAAACGAGCGCCAGAGAAGGCGCCGCUGCCGAAGGAUGGCGACGAGAAGGCUAGAGGUCGAAAGACCGAGCCUCCACCUUCUGCCAAGCCGCAAGAAGAUGUAAUGUACCCUUCUGUCGGGCUGUUGGCACGAUCUAGUACAUGCGUCAACACAUCUAUGUCUUCCGAUCACCUUAGCGAAGAAUCCUCCGCGACACAAGACGCGACUACAGGAGCCGUGAGAAUCACUUCCAGUAGAGUGGCACCCACCACAGGUUCGAGCACACCGAUCCUCCCUGCUCGGCAGCCAGUGCAGAACAUACAAAUGCCUACGGAAGUUGUGGGCGCAGUGACAGCCAAUAUCCAGGCCUGGCACGUCAAUCAAGCUAUUACGAAUCAAUUACCGCUUCCUGUACGCCGCAUGACCAUAGAUUUCGCCCUUCUUCGUGCAACCCUGGCCUUCGGUCACAAGCAAGUCACCUCGAACAUACAACGCUCUCCACCUACGGAGCUAUCUAACUCAAUCAGGCCUACAUUACUGUCACCUUCAGCCAGGGGACGACAGCUACGAAGAGGACCGUCUUUGGGAACACGGCCUCCCUCAGCUCCACCCGAUCCUAGUCUCAAGAGUCCAGAAGUACAAGAAUACUCGGGCAACGCGCCCAACUACUACGCUCAUUUCACUGACUACGGACCGUAUGGCACUAGUAACGUGUCGUCCGCUUACUCCUCGCAGCAAGCAGGGCUCUCUAUUCCUAGCAGCUUCGAGAAGGAUGAGGAGGAGCCUCCAGCAGAACCUCCAGCUGGCAGUAACAAGCGUAAGCGGACAAGCGAGCCGGCCUAG
Messenger RNA from Fulvia fulva, 933 nucleotides. RefSeq lists its product as uncharacterized. Lineage: Eukaryota; Fungi; Ascomycota; Dothideomycetes; Mycosphaerellales; Mycosphaerellaceae. Bases 1 to 933 code for a protein of 310 amino acids. The record is from RefSeq and is a predicted model, not a curated record. The transcript has 2 exons.